Messenger RNA from Emericellopsis cladophorae, 621 nucleotides. Its product is annotated as 40s ribosomal s8. The transcript has 2 exons. The record is from RefSeq and is a predicted model, not a curated record. Gene Ontology annotation, molecular function: structural constituent of ribosome. Bases 1 to 621 code for a protein of 206 amino acids. Gene Ontology annotation, biological process: translation; maturation of SSU-rRNA from tricistronic rRNA transcript (SSU-rRNA, 5.8S rRNA, LSU-rRNA). Lineage: Eukaryota; Fungi; Ascomycota; Sordariomycetes; Hypocreales; Bionectriaceae. Gene Ontology annotation, cellular component: cytosolic small ribosomal subunit; ribosome.
AUGGGUAUCUCUCGCGACUCCCGUCACAAACGUUCCGCCUCCGGCGCCAAGCGUUCCUACUACCGGAAGAAGCGCGCUUUCGAGGCCGGCCGCCAGGGUGCCAACACCAAGAUCGGCGCCAAGCGCGUUCAUACCGUCCGCACCCGCGGCGGUAACCACAAGUACCGUGCCCUCCGUCUCGACUCGGGCAACUUCGCCUGGGGCUCCGAGGGCUGUACCCGCAAGACCCGUGUCAUUGCCGUGGCCUACCACCCUUCCAACAACGAGCUCGUCCGCACCAACACCCUGACCAAGUCCGCCGUCGUCCAGAUCGAUGCCGCUCCCUUCCGUCAGUGGUACGAGGCCCACUACGGCCAGGGCAUCGGCCGUCGCCGCCAGCGUGCCCAGGCCGCCAAGGAUGGCAAGACCGAGGAGGAGGAGAAGAAGAGCAAGGCUGUCGAGAAGAAGCAGUCCGAGCGCUUCGCCAAGCAGGGCAAGGUCGAGAGCGCCAUCGAGAAGCAGUUCGAGGCCGGUCGUCUGUUCGCCGUUAUCUCCAGCCGCCCCGGUCAGUCUGGCCGCUGUGACGGCUACAUCCUCGAGGGUGAGGAACUCGCCUUCUACCAGCGCAAGCUUCACAAGUAA